AUGUCUGACACUGAUAAGACUCUCACGCUGCUGGACGUGGACAAGUUCGCGCGCUUCAGUAGCAGCACGUUCCGCUCCGACAAGUUCUACAAAACCAUCGGCUAUGGACUCGGCGCGAUGGGCCACUUGAUGGCGCACACGACGCAGCAGGAGACGGAGACGUCGAAAGGAUUUAAAGCCAUCGCCUCCAACAUCUCUAUGGCUCGCUACGUCAUCCGCUUUACAGGCAGCUUGGAGUCGUACGCAGCCUGGAAGAACGGCUCGUGGUGUUACGGAGACGACAGCGACCAUGUCAAACGCAUCGUGAGUCUACAGGCGCUGUCUAUGCUCGUGUACUACCCACUGGAGCACACAUCCUACGUCGGCUUUGUAGCUCCAAAGUUGCUGAGUAUUGACGCCAUGAAGAUCUCGCGACUGUCAUGUCGGACGUGGGGCAUCUACAUUCUUCUAGAUGUCUAUGCCAAUACUCUUCGGAUCUGCGCGCUGACUGCCAAGGAGAAGCAGAUCAAGGAGCAGAGCGAUCUUUCGGACGAGGAGCGUGCUACUCAACUAGCCGCCAUCCAAGCUCGUCGUCGUGAGCUCUAUUUUGUGCAGCUCCGUAACUUCUUCUACGCCGGACCUUGCAUCCACUGGUGUCUCGAGAAGGGCUUCCUCCCUGACCAUCUGGUGAGCCUCUCGUGUGCGGCGGAAGCUGCUGUCGGCCUUUGGCGCUCGUGGGUGAACACGCAGUAGUCGCCGUACCGCUUCAACCCAUUUCUACCAAGUUAUGGUACAGGUACUGUCAAUUUGAAAGCGGAAACUGUACGACUCGUUAGUUUAAAAGCAGUUUUAUUGCAUACCGA
This is a messenger RNA of Phytophthora infestans T30-4, 842 nucleotides long. RefSeq lists its product as uncharacterized. NCBI's taxonomy places the organism in Eukaryota, Oomycota, Peronosporomycetes, Peronosporales, Peronosporaceae. The record is from RefSeq and is a predicted model, not a curated record. Gene Ontology annotation, cellular component: peroxisomal membrane. Gene Ontology annotation, biological process: peroxisome fission. The transcript has 6 exons. The coding region runs from base 1 to 732 and encodes 243 amino acids.